GGAUUUUUGUUAUGUUAUAUCGAGUAUAUGAUCUCUCAUUCUCCUCUACAAAUUUGUUAUUUUCUCAGCAUUUCAAACAAAUCAUCAUUUCAAUACAUUGCAUAUAAUCUAUCUACAUCUUCUACUCCCUCAAUCUACACGAUAUUCAAAUGUCAUCAUCAUUCGAAAACGGCGCACUUUACAUAAUCCUCAAUACGCGGGGUCAACCUGGAACAUUCCACUGGGGCAUAUUUCUUCCACUUUUGGGAGUAAGAGGAUGGUACUAUAAUGCAACGAACAAAUCUGGCGGCUGGACACUUGAAGUGGAAUUAACCAACGACAUUCAAACCUCCAGGCCCAUCGUCCUUGCCUCCAAACUUGGCUUUGUAUCCUCUGAGGCGGCUUUGGAUCAAGCCUUACGAGCUAUCACAGACUUUGGCCCAAUAUCUAAGCGGACAGGUGAAACUUUCAGUUGCAGAACUUGGAUGAAGGAUAGUAUUGUUACGCUCCAUGACAAGGGUAUUGUAACCUUGCCAACUGAUAUUGGUGAGGCUUUCGAUGAAGCGACCCCACUGGAGUCUGGUAUCGAAUCGGGAACAGGUGGUUUGACCAUCAUGGAUGGCACUAUCUAGUCUUGGAGAAGUUUUUGAAAGUGCGCUUACAUCUGCAAUCUGUUUCGGGGCUCUGGGUUUUUUAAUCCAGUUUUUGCAGUUCUUUUGUCGUUCUCAUUUUUGCUCAUAUGUUGAUUAGACUGUACGAGCAUUAGGGAAUUUUAAUUUUUAGUAUCUUCAAUUUUGAUUGGGUGUACAAGGGAUUAUGUAGUUAGCAAAUAUAUACAGCA
Molecule: messenger RNA, 820 nt
Organism: Botrytis cinerea B05.10
Lineage: Eukaryota; Fungi; Ascomycota; Leotiomycetes; Helotiales; Sclerotiniaceae
Exons: 3
Coding region: 150-611 (153 amino acids)
Source: RefSeq, a predicted model, not a curated record